This is a messenger RNA of Nymphaea colorata (pocket water lily), 2191 nucleotides long. RefSeq lists its product as uncharacterized. NCBI's taxonomy places the organism in Eukaryota, Viridiplantae, Streptophyta, Magnoliopsida, Nymphaeales, Nymphaeaceae. The transcript has a single exon. Gene Ontology annotation, molecular function: protein binding. The record is from RefSeq and is a predicted model, not a curated record. Bases 233 to 1915 code for a protein of 560 amino acids.
UCACUCACGGGGCCCCUCGGUAGAUGAAGCAGAAGCUCUCCACAGAGAUGCUGCCUCCGCCAUUCCCCCUCUGCUUCGGACAGACCACCAGAGGGAAAGAGCAGAGAGAGGCACUGCUGCUGCAUCUGACGGCGAGUCACCUCUUAUAGAAGGCAGUCAAGGAAGAAGAAGAAGAAGAUCCUUUUUUUUUUUCUUUUUCAGUUUUGGUUAGUUCCGGAAGUGGCCGGACGACAUGGGAGCCGCGGAGGAAGGAGGGGAGAGCAGCCUCCGGCGGUCGAGGUCACUCCUGGCGUCCCUCCGGGAGCGGACGGCUGUCAUACGGCCGUUCAGAGCCAAGUGGGCCUCCGUUAACCGGAUCCUCGACCAGCUCCCGUCCCAGCUGGAUGACCUCGCUGACUUCCCCCGUUCUGGCGAGAAUCCGCUGUGCGCGCAGCUUCUCCGCUCCCUCGCCGACGCUUUGGCGGAGACGCUAUCCCUAGCUUGUGCCUGUGAUGGGGACUCCACGGGUUCUGGCGUAGGGAAGCUGCGGAUGCAGAGCGAUAUCGAUGCUGCGGCGAUGAAGCUCGGCCGGCUCCUCCGCGACUGCGAGCUCCUGCUGGGGAGUGGCGUCCUCCGGGAGGAGCAGGACACCGGUGAGCAUCCCGCGAGGUCUCGCAGAGAGGCCUUACGGCACGAUGCGCGGACGCUGAUCGCCCGGUUGCAGAUUGGCGACCCGGCGGCCAGGGUGGCGGCGCUCGAUUCGCUCCUAGCACUGGUCGGCGACGAGGACAAGAACGUCCUGGUCGCCGUCGCUCAGGGGGCCGUUCCCGUGCUCGCACGGCUGCUUGACUCGGCCACUGGCUCGUCGGAGCUACGAGAAGGGGCCGUCUCCGCAAUCGCGAGGAUCUCGCAGGUGGAGGGAUGCAGGCACGCGCUUGUGGUCGAGGGUGUCCUGGGGAACCUCAUUCGGAUCGUUGAGUCCGCCGGCGGGGUGGCCCGCGAGCGAGCGUGCGUCGCUCUCGAGACGCUGACUGCUGCGUCGCCGGAAAACGCCAGAGCCGUCGGGACGAGACCCGGAGUAGCGGCGCUAGUGGAAAUCUGCCAAAUAGGGACGCCGAGCGCGCAGGCGCUCGCAGCCGGGGUACUCCGAAACGUCGCCGGCGUACGAAGGGGGCUCGCCGAGGACGAUGAUCGCCUCGUACCGGCGCUUGUGACUCUCGUGAAUUCCGGCACGCUCGCGGCGCGGGAGAACGCGGCGGAGUGCCUCGUGAACCUGGCAAUGGACGACGAGGCGGUGAGGCUCGACGUGGUCCGGGAGGGCGGGGUACAGUUCCUCCGUAGCUUCUGGGACGGCGCUUCCACCGCUCGAUCACAGGAGAUUGCGGUCAGGAUCCUCCGGAGCUUCGCAGACCACAUCCCCCUCGCCGCUUCCGGCUUCGGCCCCCGCCUCGCUGACGCUCUCAACUCUUCGGCUGCCUCUGUUCGGGCAGAGGCCGCAGAAACUAUAGCUCAAUGGGCGUCGCCGGCAGGUCCAUCCGACGAUUACUCGGCCGCAAAGGUGUUUGGCGAGGCGAAUUGCGUAGCUCCCCUGGUCCGGAUGCUCGAGGGGAAGGUCUUAAAGGAGAGGGAGGCUGCCGUCAAGGCGCUUGCGGCGUUGGUUGGGUUCGCCCCAAACCGCCGGAUUCUCAAGAAGGAGGAGAAGGGGGUCACUGGAGUCGUGCAGAUUCUGGACCCUUCCAUCAAGGACUUAGAUAAAAAAUGGGCAAUCGCUGUGCUGACGUCGUUGUCUAAGUCGGGCAAAUGCCGGAAGCAGAUGGUGGAUGCCGGUGCCAUCGUCUACCUGCAGAAGCUCGCCGCCGCGGAGGUUACUGGAGCUAGGAAGCUUCUCGAGUGCUUGAAUAGAGGGAAGCUGUGGAACGUGUUCGUGAGAACGUGAACAAUGGAAUUCGGCUUUUCCGGCGCCGUCCUCGUCUUCUGUUUCAACAAUUGAGAAUCUCUAUGUACUGUUAUAUGUAUGUAUAGCUUACUGCAUUCUCUUCCUCACUCUUACCUUCUCCUCCUCCGUUUCUCUUCUCUACCGUUUAUUGUAAUAAGCAUUUUCAGAGGGAGAGAACUUGAGGCAAAUGGGAAAAUUAAAGUUAUUUGUUUGAUUGCUGCUGUUGUAUAUUUGGUUUGUUUAACUUAAUCGAAGAGUUUCUUCUUGUGAUCUUAA